AUGGAAAUUCAAAUAAUUAUGUCCGAAAAAGGCAAGGAGUUGGUUCUCUUAAAUAAUUUUAAAUACUGUUUUGUUAGAAAACGUAAAGAUGGGUAUAUUAAAUGGAUCUGUACAAACAAAAAUUGCACUGCAAAUAUUCUAACAACUGCAGAUAAGAAGUCUCUGCAUCAGUCAUCUGGUGAACAUAAACAUUUAGUUAAUAGUCAACAAAAAAUUGAACGACAAAUAUUGAGGGAGAAUUGUAAGAGAAAAGCCGACGAUAAUAUUUCUACCAGACCAUUAAAAAUUAUACGAAAUGAAUUAAUUAAAAAUAAGCCGACUGACAUAAUAUAUAGUGAUAUACAAUCUGUACGUAAAGCGAUGUACGAUAAGCGACGUAAAAUGUAUCCUGUUUUUCCCAUAUCAUUAAACGAAGCAAUUUCUCAACUAAAACUGGUGGAAAAUAAUUGUUGUUUAUUUAACGGAGAUCAAUUUGUUUUUGUUCCGGAAAAUGACGAAUUUGUUUGUAUAACUACAAAAGAAAAUUUAAAAUUUAUGACAACACAAAAUGAGUUUUUUGGAGAUGGUACAUUUGAUUUCGCACCAAAAUUUUUUUUACAACUUUAUACCAUACAUUCUUACACAAAUGGUUUUUAUGUGCCUAUUGUAUAUUUUUUUCUUGCAAAUAAAACAAAAGAAACUUAUUUGAAUAUGUGGAAAUAUCUUUUGGAACUAUGUCAACGAUUUUUUAAUUCAACUUUCGAUGUUCAAAAACUGCAUUUGGAUUUUGAAUCUGGAGCUCAUGAAGCUGCAAAAGAAAUAUUUCCGAACGUGAUGAUUGUAACAUGCCGUUUUCAUUUAGGCCAAGCUUGGUGGAGAAAGAUUAAUGGAGAUUCAAAUUUGAGAAACGCAUACAAAGAUAACAACAAUGAAUUAGGUCAAUGGCUAAAAUUAUUUUUUGGCUUACCGUUUUUACCCAGUGACGAAAUUGAAGAUGCAUUUUUAGCAUUAAUAGCCGAAUGCCCCAGCCUAGAAGAAGGUCAUGUUUUUACAGACUAUUUAGUAUCAACAUAUAUUGCACCUGAUUCAUUAUUUCCCCCAUAUCUUUGGGCACAAGAACCCUCAGUAAAUCCAAGAACUACUAAUGGGCCAGAGAGCUUUCACAGGACGUACAAUGGUCAGUUUUAUAGCCCCCAUCCUCCAACACACGUAGUUAUAUCAGUUUUAAAAGAAACACAAGCUCAAACUUUGACAAUAAUUAAUUCUAUUAAAAACAAUGUACAUAAGCCUAUGGCCAAAAAAGAUAAACUUUUAAUUGAAUCAACUUUACAAAAUUAUAAUGAUUAUAAAGUACACAAAGAUCUAAUUUUAUAUUUAAGAAAAACUGGAAAUUCCUACCAGGGAAAAAAUUUAAAAAAAAGUAAAAAUGUAGAAAAUUUUUUUUAA
Macrosiphum euphorbiae (potato aphid) is the source of this 1425-nucleotide messenger RNA. The record is from the annotation of a GenBank genome assembly. Lineage: Eukaryota; Metazoa; Arthropoda; Insecta; Hemiptera; Aphididae.